CACAUUUCCGCAGAUGUUUAGGAAAAUGCCUCUUGAGAGAUCUGAGGAUUGCUCUUCUGGGAAAGAAUGUGUCAGAAAACAACAGAGUGGCAAACGUAAUCUUGGGGACAAAUAUGUUUGAGACACUUCCAGAACUUCCAGUGGAGAGGAAGUUUCAGCAGCACAGCCAGAGAGUCAGAGGAAGACUGACUAACAGACGUGUGAUGGUCAUCAACAGUCCUCAGCUUCUCCAGCCUUACCUGUCACUCCAUCAGAUCACACAGGCAGUGAGAGAGUGUGUGAAUCUGUCUGCUCCAGGACCUCAUGUGUUCAUACUCAUACUGCAGCAUAAUGACUUCACUGAGGAGGAUGGAUACAGAGUGAAAAGUGUGCUGAAAGAAUUCAGUGAAGAGGCGAUUAAACGCACUAUAGUGAUCACGACUGAUGAAAAGACAUACAUAUUAAAGAUUAGUUCUAUGAUCAAGAAUAAUGCAAUCCAUCAGUUAAUAAAGGAGUGUGGAGGAGGACAUCUGCAGUUUGAUGAAAGAAAACCAGAAUGGCUCUCAGAGAUAUUCAGUAGAGUUGAUACGAUGCUCAAGGGAAACCAUGAAGAGUAUCUCACAUGUGAGAUAUAUAAAGAUGGUAUAGGGACAUCAGUGGAUGAAGAGCAGAUCAGAUCUGAUGAUUCAGUCAGAUCAGAGGAAGAAAGCAAGAAGAGUUCUCACCACAAAGAUGAUGGAAAAUCCAAAGAGAGACAGAAAUGGGAAAGUGAUGAAG
This is a messenger RNA of Sinocyclocheilus anshuiensis, 756 nucleotides long. RefSeq names its product GTPase IMAP family member 2-like. NCBI's taxonomy places the organism in Eukaryota, Metazoa, Chordata, Actinopteri, Cypriniformes, Cyprinidae. The annotation marks the transcript as partial. The transcript is spliced from 2 exons. Gene Ontology annotation, molecular function: GTP binding. The record is from RefSeq and is a predicted model, not a curated record.